Molecule: messenger RNA, 999 nt
Organism: Seminavis robusta
Lineage: Eukaryota; Bacillariophyta; Bacillariophyceae; Naviculales; Naviculaceae
Source: the annotation of a GenBank genome assembly
AUGUCUUCUGAUAGUAUUGCUACUGGUUUGGGUGCUGGUACUGGCGCUUCUGCUAGUACUGCUGCUGCCGCCACAGCUGCUGCUGCUGCUGCUGCUGCUGCUGCUGCUGCUGCAGAGACCAACAAUAAUAAUAAGAAACAGAAAAUGUCUCCUCCCUUUGAUGCUCUUCUGUAUGCUGACGAUUUGAUUUGGAAUGGCCAGAUUUUAUCGUUUGUUGGUGUUGGACAGUACGCUUUUCUAGGAGCUGUCAACAAAAAGAUGAAUGAACUGUACAAAGAAUACUGUGAAAUGGAACUACAGAAAAAUCCACAAAUGGUAAAAGGAAGCCGAACCUCUCGUCGCAGUCGCUCUGCAAAAAGCACUGAUACUCUUUACAGUCAAACAUUCUGCAACCAGACUCGUGCAGAAUACUGGCUCAGGGACAAUUCCAGCCACAAAAACCUUGGUCGCCAUCUUGUUUGCUAUGCAAUUGCCACAGUUGGAAAUAUUGCUGUCAUGAAGUGGGCGCGACAAAACAGAUUCCCAUGGGAUGAGUCGACGUUGGCUCGUGAAAAUCGUUGUCCAUGGGAUGAAUAUACAUGUCAUUAUGCUGCUAAAAAUGGACAUUUGGAGGUUUUGAUGUGGGCUCGUGAAAAUGGCUGUCCAUGGGAUGAAUAUACAUGUGCCUAUGCUGCUAAAAAUGGACAUUUGAGUUUAAAGUGGGCUCGUGAAAAUGGCUGUCCGUGGGAUGAACUGACAUGUACCUAUGCUGCUCAAAAUGGACAUUUGGAAAUUCUGAAGUGGGCUCGUGCAAAUGGUUGUCCAUGGAAUGAAGGGACAUGCUCACAAGCUGCUGAAGGUGGACAUUUGGAGGUUUUGAUGUGGGCUCGUGAAAAUGGUUGUCAAUGGGAUAUGGUGACAUGUGCCUAUGCUGCUAAAAAUGGGCAUUUGGAUGUGCUGAAGUGGGCUCGUGAAAAUGAAUGUCCAUGGAAUGCAUGGACAUGUACCGAUUGCUGCUGA